AGGUACAACAGUAAACUUACAUAAUCGCAACAAAUCAAUCCCCAAUAAAGAGAUAAGCUUUUCCAAACAAAUAUCGGCUAUUUAAAGAGAAUGGUUGCAACCGGAAUGCAGUAAAUUUUCCUGAAGCACCGUCCAAUUCAUACUUCAGAGCUAUCGUGAUGCCAGGUCCGUUCGAAGUUGACACAACGCCGCCCAGUGCGGAGGUGAUGGAAGUUGCCCGCCAAGAACUGCGCGAAACUCCCGAAAUCAAAGCUGCUGCCAUCGCUGAACUACGAAAGCUGCUGAAAGCGGCUACCGACCUGCAGUUUCCCGAUGACGAUGAUUUCCUGGUGCUUUAUCUGCGUCCGACGCAUUUCUAUCCGGAGAGUGCCCUGAAGUUGAUGCGGAAUGUGGCUCAGUUCCAGAAAAGCAAUGCCGAUUUACUGAAGGAUUUGAUGCCAUCCGACUUGAAGGACGUAAUUCUGAACUACGAUUAUGUGACGGUGUUGACUAAUCGCGAUCAGAAAGGACGCAGGGUAGUGAUUGUCAAAAUGGGUGAGAUUUGGGAUCCGAAAGCCGUCAGCGAGGACAAGAUUUUCGCCAUUCUGUACACGAUGCAAAAACUGGCUGCCCUGGAACCGAUCACUCAGAUCAACGGGGUGGUCGUAAUCUAUGACUUCGAGGGUCUCGGUAUGAAGCAGGUCAAUGGAAUAUCGGUUAGUGCGACGAAACGACUAUUGACUUUCAUUCAGGAGGCAGCACCACUUCGGAUGAAGGCGGUACAUUUUGUAAAGGAACCGGCCCUGUUUAGUAUGGUUUGGACCCUAAUGAAACCAUUCGUCAAGGAGAAACUGAAGAGCAGGAUGUACUUCCAUGGAAGCGAUAUGAAGAAGCUCCUGAAGCACAUUGAUCCAGAUCAUUUACCGGCUAAUUAUGGUGGAAACAAACCACAACUGGACUAUGGUUCCAAGGAGUGGUACCCGGCGCUAGAAAGUUGCAACGAUUUCAUCAAGAAAUUUAACUCGACGGGAUUCAAGUAAAUCUUCCGUUGUUAUCAAUUGCAACCAGAAUGAUUGUUUUUUUUUAUUGACAACAACAUUAAGCAAAGUCAUCCUCUUUGAAAUCGACCAAAGUGCAUUGCGUUUUUAAAAAUAUCUUGAGCAGUUGAAAAAAAAGUACGAUAAGCACUCGCUUUUUGCGAGUAGGAUUUAAUCAUCGAUAAGACUGUCGUAAAUAAAAUGUCGAUAGAAA
Molecule: messenger RNA, 1230 nt
Organism: Malaya genurostris
Lineage: Eukaryota; Metazoa; Arthropoda; Insecta; Diptera; Culicidae
Product: alpha-tocopherol transfer protein-like
Exons: 3
Coding region: 159-1019 (286 amino acids)
Cellular component (GO): membrane
Molecular function (GO): phosphatidylinositol bisphosphate binding
Source: RefSeq, a predicted model, not a curated record